Molecule: messenger RNA, 806 nt
Organism: Psylliodes chrysocephalus
Lineage: Eukaryota; Metazoa; Arthropoda; Insecta; Coleoptera; Chrysomelidae
Source: the annotation of a GenBank genome assembly
UAUUUUUUAAAUCGACACACAAAAAUGUUUAUCUCCAAGACCAUAUUAUUAAUCGUUAGUUUAUUCUGCAUUUCCUGCAGAGCACAGGAAAUACUAACGCAGGUGAACCUGACAUUGUAUACUGAGGGAUUAUGUCCAACUUGCAAACAAUUUAUAGUAACUCAACUGUAUCCAGCCGCCCAAGUACUCGGAGACUCGCUUGUAGUAGAAAUGGUUCCUUUCGGAGCAAUGGGUAAGUUUGGAGAUGAAUGGACUUGUAACCAUGGACCAUUAGAGUGCUAUCUUAACAGUGUUGAUUCAUGUCUUAUCAAUUUGAAACCUUCCCAAAUACAAUUACUGUCUUUUGCUUCUUGUCAUGGAAAGAAGACAAGCAUUCAUAAAUCUCAGGAAGAAACUGAAGCAAUAGUUAAAGAGUGUGCCGAAGAAAAUAAUGUAUCAUGGGAUGACAUUAAUAAAUGUUUAACUGACGGUACUGUUGAAACCCUUCUUUUGGCUAAUCAAGAGAAAACAGAAAAUGCCGGAGCCGAUGCAUAUCCCGAUAUAAGAUUUUUUAAUAGUUUUUUUAAUAACGACUUAGAGUUAUCUUCUUUACAAGAUUUGGUAGCGACAGUCUGUAAUUUUUUUACUUCUUUCAAAGGUGCCAAACCAAGUGCAUGUGAUGAAGAAUUUUUGAAUGUCAAGAAUUAAAAACACACUCAAAAAGUGUUAAUUUAAAAACGUUUUUGUAAUAUAAAUUAACACAGAUAAUAAAUACAGAGCAAUUUAAUUUUUCAAAUUUAUUCACUAUACUGUUGUCUAAAUAAAAU